Biomphalaria glabrata is the source of this 2565-nucleotide messenger RNA. RefSeq names its product WD repeat-containing protein WRAP73-like. The coding region runs from base 136 to 1578 and encodes 480 amino acids. The transcript is spliced from 14 exons. The record is from RefSeq and is a predicted model, not a curated record. Gene Ontology annotation, cellular component: mitotic spindle; MWP complex; microtubule organizing center. Gene Ontology annotation, molecular function: protein binding. Gene Ontology annotation, biological process: microtubule anchoring at mitotic spindle pole body; mitotic sister chromatid segregation; protein localization to mitotic spindle pole body. Lineage: Eukaryota; Metazoa; Mollusca; Gastropoda; Planorbidae.
AACUAAAACACAUAACAACUAAAAUGGCGGAUUCACACAUGUCAACACUUGAGUAAAUGUACUAGAUUUACGUCUGCGUGAAAGUUUAUGUCUGUAAACUUUACCCAAUAUUAUCGAUGAAAAUUCUUGAUCAAAAUGAAUUUCUCUGAACUUUUCCGACAAUCCACACAAUUGUGUAAUUUUUCACCUGAUGGGAAAUUCUUGACAUCUGCUGUUGACUAUAGACUGAUUGUAAGGGAUGUAGAAACACUUCAAAUCCAGCAUCUCUACUCCUGUCUAGAUGCCAUUCAGUAUAUAGAGUGGUCAAGUGAUUCACAGUUUAUACUUUGUGGUAUGUUUAAAAGAGGUCUGGUUCAGGUGUGGUCUUUAGAGGUGCCAGAUUGGCAUUGUAAAAUAGAUGAAGGCUCGGCAGGAUUGAGUUCUGUUGUGUGGAGUCCAGAUGGGCGGCAUAUAUUGACUACAGCUGAUUUCAAUCUGAGAAUAACAGUUUGGUCCUUGGUCACCAAAUCAGUUUCGUACAUUCGAUACCCGAAACAAUGUGAUAAAGCUUUGGAUUUUAGCAAAAAUGGCAAAUUUAUGGCCCUGGCAGAGAGACGUGAUUGUAAAGACCAUAUUAGCAUUUUUUCAUGUCAGGCUUGGUCUUUAGUCAGACAUUUUGAAAGUGAAACAGAUGACCUUGGGGGUCUUCAAUGGUCACCAGAUUCUAGAGUUUUGUGUGUUUGGGAUUCCUGUUUUACUUACAAAGUUUUGCUGUACUCAUUAGACGGCAGGUGCCUAUCCAAGUUCAGCGCCUAUGACCUAGCACUGGGAAUCAAAGCUCUGAUCUGGUCUCCCACGAGUCAGUUCUUGGCUAUAGGGAGCUACGAUGAAAAGGUUCGUGUUUUGAACCACAUAACAUGGAAGACUGUAGCCACAUUUUCUCACCCCGAAACCAUCGACUCGAAAACUGUGAUUGUAUAUAAAGAAAUUGAAAGUAAAACUCCUUCAGCACCAGUCAACCUCAGCGACAUUCCAACCAGUACAUUGUUCACACCAACAAGCAAAUAUGAAGUCCAACAGUGUCCAGUGGAGAUUUCCAUCACAAAACCAGCUUUAAAUAAAGCUAACCCCAAGAUUGGAGUUGGUAGUUUAGCAUUUAGUUAUGACAACAAAUUUAUGUUUACUAAAAAUGACAAUAUGCCUUGUGUCCUAUGGAUCUGGGAUAUCAGAAAACUUGGAUUGUGUGCAGUGUUACUUCAAACAAAUCCAAUUAAAGCUGUGAAAUGGGAUCCAUGUUCUCAGAGACUGGCCUUGUGUACUUCGACCAACAAACUGUACAUGUGGUCCCCUAGUGGGUGUUUGUCUGUCCAAGUUCCAGUAGAAGGAACUUUCCUAAUUCACAAUUUGUCAUGGCAGCCCGAAGGAGACGCUAUCUUGCUUGUGGGCAAGGAGCAAAUGUGUGUGUGCUAUCUGUCUCCAACUGCAGCCAACGCAUCAGCAGCUCACAACAUCAGCGCCAUUGACAGCACUCAGGAUGGUAACAAGGGGAAGAAAGAAACCAGCAGCACCAAUGGGAGAAGAGAUUUCUCUCAGAAAUAGACUUCUUUUAUGGUUUGACAAAACAAAUCUAUUGUCAAGGAGCAAAGCUGUGCCUUAAACGUUUCUUGGUUCUAACAUCUCAAUAGUUUCUACUUAUUAGAUUUCUUUGGCCAUUAGUACGAAUACAAUAAUGCUGUUUCUCUGCCAUAACAGGACUAGCAUUAAUCUAUUGACUUGAACAUAUCUUUAGAAUGGAUGGUUGGGGCAUAAUAUGUUGACCAUCUCUCUCCAUUCCUCUCUGACUUCUGCCAGGAUCAGAGUCUCUUUCAUUGACAGGCCAAUCCAUUCCUUGAUGUUGUCUUCCUAUAGCUUCUUUUGUAUGCUUCUCUUUUCGCUGGUACUGUUCCCUGUAGAAAGGUCUUUAAUAAAAUCACCUCAGUACAAACAUAUUUCAACUAAUCGAGCCCAUUUAAUGUGAAAACUAUUUUGUGAGAGACUUUUUUUUUAAAUUAUAAAUGGUACAAAUUAAUUGAAUAGAUUGUCAUAGUAGCUUAAUUCUGUACCAUUUAGCAGUAAGAGAAUUGCUGGCAUACCUGCAUUGUGCCAUAUGAUUGGCUUGUCAGCCUUCUAUUUCAAUAUCAAACAUUUAUAUCUAUGUCUUAUCUUCUUAUCUGUACUAUGUAUAUAAGCCUAGAGGCAUAUUUUUAAUGUCCUUGUAGGAAAAGUAGUUUUGGAUGAGUAGAAUUAAGUAGAAUUGUUUCAACAAAAAGUGUUCAGCAUCUGUAUGAACAUGUGGGUUGAACUCUUUGUGUAAGUCUCUGAUAGUAUAUGUAUAGUCUACAUUGCUAACUAAUUAAUAUUAAUUAGUUCAGGAAUGAGUCUUUUUUUUUAUGAUUUAUGUUAACAAGCUGACAAAUAGUGUUUUUGUUGUGUAUAUGAGUCAUGGUAUUUUUAGUUUCUCAAGUUUGAGAUCAGGACUUUUUGGUAUGAUGCUCUGAGUUGACCAACUUCUGUUUUGGUCUAUAAAAUGUUGACAGUAAAAACAGU